Topomyia yanbarensis is the source of this 812-nucleotide messenger RNA. It is a transcript of the gene Mettl5, whose product is annotated as rRNA N6-adenosine-methyltransferase METTL5. The transcript is spliced from 3 exons. Gene Ontology annotation, molecular function: rRNA (adenine-N6-)-methyltransferase activity; nucleic acid binding; rRNA (adenine-N6,N6-)-dimethyltransferase activity. Gene Ontology annotation, biological process: rRNA methylation. NCBI's taxonomy places the organism in Eukaryota, Metazoa, Arthropoda, Insecta, Diptera, Culicidae. Bases 1 to 636 code for a protein of 211 amino acids. The record is from RefSeq and is a predicted model, not a curated record.
AUGGCUUGUUUAAAAUUGAAAAAAAUCGAAGAGUUUUUACAAACGGUUGAUGGCUUUGAGAAUCCCAAUGUGACAUUGGAGCAAUAUGUGACUCCUUCUCACAUCGCCAGCCGCAUGCUGUACACGAUACAGACGAACUAUAACGACUUAGAGAACAAAUUCGUAUUGGAUAUUGGAAGUGGGGCUGGUAUGUUGAGCAUUGGAGCCUCACUACUAGGAGCUGCGCACGUUGUAGGUAUCGAGAUUGAUUCGGAGGCCAUCGAGAUAUUCAAAAACAAUAUCAAGGGUUUUGAGAUAGAAAAUGUGGACUGCGUACAAUGGGAUGUUCUAUACAAAGAAAGUCUGAAUCUGGAAAGAAAAUUCGACACGGUUCUAAUGAAUCCUCCGUUCGGAACGAAACAGAACACUGGUAUAGAUAUGAAAUUUUUACGCACUGGUUUGAAUUGCGCUCAAGUUAGUGUAUAUUCACUUCAUAAAACGUCAACCAGGGACCACAUCAAGAAAAAAUCGGUUGAGUGGAGCGUCAAAUCUUACGUCAUUGCAGAAUUGAGAUACAAUCUUCCACACACCUUUAAGUUUCAUAAACGCUCGUCCGUUGAUAUAGCCGUUGAUUUAUGGCGUUUUGAAAUCAGCUAAAUAUGCACUUUAUUGUCUCAAAGCGGCAUUCAUAACAACAACAUGUACAUGCAUCUUUCGCCAUUACAGUUGUUUUUUUUUUCAAGUUCGAUGUUUAAUCUCAACUACCAUAUAUUUUUGAUUAAUUGGCAUAUUUGGCAUAAUAAACUCAGUUUGUUUACAUUUGUUAGUUAUUA